Molecule: messenger RNA, 2370 nt
Organism: Pezoporus occidentalis (night parrot)
Lineage: Eukaryota; Metazoa; Chordata; Aves; Psittaciformes; Psittacidae
Gene: NKAIN3
Product: sodium/potassium transporting ATPase interacting 3
Exons: 5
Coding region: 794-1504 (236 amino acids)
Biological process (GO): regulation of sodium ion transport
Source: RefSeq, a predicted model, not a curated record
GCACCUCCUGUUAGCGGCCGCGGAGAGGAUUAAGCAGCCGCAGCGCCUGCCUCGAGCACCCGGGCUCGCGGAGAAGCCUGCUCGCAGCAGGGAGCACAGGGCGGGAAGCGGCUCCCUGAGGUACCUCCCGCCUGUUACCCUGCCUGGCUGCCGCCCCAGCACCCGCCGCUGGCACAGCGCAGGCCGCGAACUAUGGCCCGCCGCCCGCACCCGGGCUUCCCCCGGCCCGCCCAGCCCAAGUCCCUUGAACUUUCCCCGGGCGCUCGCAACAAGCGGCCCGCUCUGGGCUGCCCCGUCCGCCGCUGCCCGAACAGCCCCCGCCCCUCCCGGCGAGUUCCCUCUCAAGCACCGCCUGUCCUCAGAGCCUCCAGCAUCCCCGUCACCCGGGAACCCCCUGCGCCUCUCCCCUCCACACCGACCGCACCCCCCUCCGCCACCUCCCCCUUCCCCCCCGCCUCCCCGCACGCGUUCCCUCCUCCCGCCCCGGCCCGCACACGCCCACCCUGCCCCUUCCCCAGAGCCAGACCGGCGCCGGGCAGAGCCCCCCGCUGCUGCUGCUGCUGCUGCUGCCGCCGCCGGCUCCUCUCCCCGGGGCCGCCCCGACCUCCGCACGCUCCUGACCCCGCCGCCGUGGACAGACCCCCUCAACAAAGGAGGGGAGCCGCGCGUCCGCCCGCUCUGUCCGGAUGCGGUGAGCCCGCCGCUUCGCCUCGGCUCGCCUCGCUUCGCCUCCGGUGCCGCGCCAGCGCGGGGGGGAAAAAGAGGAGAAGCGGCGGCGCGACCAGCUGCCACCAUGGGCUGCUGCACGGGGCGCUGCACGCUGAUCUUCCUCUGCUCGCUGCAGCUGCUGGCAGCAUUAGAGAGACAGAUCUUUGACUUCCUUGGUUUCCAGUGGGCUCCUAUCCUUGGCAAUUUCCUACAAAUAAUAGUUGUCAUUUUGGGUUUGUUUGGAACCAUCCAGUUUAGGCCCCGAUAUAUAGUCGUGGAAACUGAUCUCAUGACCUUUAACAUCUCAAUGCACCGCUCUUGGUGGCGGGAACACGGGCCGGGCUGCAUACGAAGGGUGGUGCGUCCUUCUGCCCCUGGCAUCCUGGAGGAUUAUUCCUACGUCUCCGUGACAGGCUGCAUCAUUGACUUCCAGUACCUAGAGGUCAUUCACAGCGCUAUCCAAAUACUCCUCUCUCUGAUUGGAUUUGUGUAUGCCUGUUACGUGAUCAGUAUUUUCAUGGAGGAGGAAGACAGCUACUUGAAUUCAGAGAAGCCUAGUGGGACCACGGACUUCCUUGCUAGGAAGAAGAAUGUGGGAUUUUCUGUUGUGAUGUGGAGAGGAAGGCUCCAGCAGUGCUGGAGGCAACACUGUCUGGUUAGCAGAGGAAAAAAGGUAUUUUGGAGUUUAAAGAAGGUGAAACCCUGUAAGAUGAGUGGUAGAAAGCCUUGGGGUCUGCUUCCACAAGCACUGAAGAAGGCCACUGCGAGGCAGGGUGUAUCUGUGAGCACAGUGUAGUUGCAGAGGAGAGAAGGCAUACAGUGCCCCACACUGAGGAGCAAAUGUCAUGUGGUGAAGCAGGAUUUCUACACAGGAUGUCACUGAUGGAUGUGGGGGCAGGAUGAUAAAUGGGAAGGAGGAUGGACAAAUGGAAAUGGCCUCAUCUGAAAUGGAAAACAAUGUUACGUAGUCUUAAUGUCUUUGAUAUCACAAAGUGGAACAUAUCACCAGAUCAGUAUUCUUCUGGAAAAGCUGAUACCUGACCUCUCAGGCUACUGGAAGUACAUGUUUUAGCAUGAGUAUCAAGUUCAAGGUGUCAGGUCUGCCAAGGCAAACAUUUCUGUACCUGGAUCCAAGCCAAGUCAGCUACUGAUAAAGGAAGGAAGGGCUAUGGAAGAAGCAGGCUCUCCUGACUGACAGCAAAAGAUGAUAACGGGCAGAGGUGUUAAGUAGGUUUUAAAGCAAAGAUUUGAAAAUAAGGCUAUAAAGGAAAGACAAGAAAAACUGCAACAUGGGCUGAAUGUGACAGAGCUUUAGUUUCCAGAUCUUUGAAGUGGAUGUGCACAUGCCCCUUUGUAGAAAAUUCCCGAAGAAAACCCCAACACAGAGCUCAAAAAAGGCAGCAUCAAUUCGAUAAUACACUAGCACAUUUCUUCAAUAGAAAGCUCAACGUUACUGGAUUAUAAAGAAUAGAAAUGAGAAGUUUAUGGCAUUUCCUCCAUUGUUGUCUGUGUCCAUGUGAUUGGAGAGCCAUGCUUCCCAUUUGAGCCUUAGUGAAGUUUCUGGCUUCUUGAAUUGCAGCAGAGUGUGCUUGGCCUCCUGAGUCAUUAGCAGUGCCUUUUCUCCAGCAUCUCUAAGACCUGCCUGGUCUGCUGCUCCCCAUU